This is a messenger RNA of Saxophila tyrrhenica, 1044 nucleotides long. RefSeq names its product swr complex subunit (gene SWC4). The record is from RefSeq and is a predicted model, not a curated record. Gene Ontology annotation, molecular function: transcription corepressor activity. The coding region runs from base 1 to 1044 and encodes 347 amino acids. NCBI's taxonomy places the organism in Eukaryota, Fungi, Ascomycota, Dothideomycetes, Mycosphaerellales, Extremaceae. The transcript has 4 exons. Gene Ontology annotation, biological process: chromatin remodeling; negative regulation of transcription by RNA polymerase II; DNA repair. Gene Ontology annotation, cellular component: NuA4 histone acetyltransferase complex; Swr1 complex.
AUGGCCUCCAUGAAGGGAGCGCGGCGGCGACCCGCGUCGUGGAGAACCACCACCACUACUACAACACGCCCAGGCCGGCGGUGGGAGCGGGUCGACACCCGGGGGAACGAGCGAGCCUCUGAUUUCACUCACUACAACACCAAACCUGAGAUACCGACCUACGACGACGCCACCUAUGAACAACACCUCACUCACCCUCACUGGACGAAGGGCGAGACAGACUACCUCCUCGAAACCUACCUCGAAAGCAACGGCAAAUGGCCCGUCAUCAUCGAUCGUUACUCCUACCCGGAAGGCUCGAAUCGCUCGAUGGAAGAGCUCAAAUCCCGAUUCUACCAGAUCUCCGCCACCAUCCUACAACUCCGAACGCCCAUCACCUCCAUGACUGCGCCAGAGUACAGCCUCUACGAAACUCUAUCAAACUUCAAUCCGAAGCAGGAAGCCUCCCGCAAGCAGCUCGCAGAGGGACACCUCUCCCGGCCACAGAACGAGGUCGAUGAGGAGGGUGUGCUUUUGAGCGAACUGCAGCGCAUCAUGUUGAAUCAGGCCACGCUCGACAAUGAGCGCGAGGAGCUCCGUCGCCGCCUGGACUACCCAAGAGCCAACACGAACGGCUACCAGUACACCUCAUCCCAAGCACUCACGGGACUAUGGCAGCAGCUGCUCGCCGCAGAUCGCAUGAAGAAGAAUCAGCGACUGAGAGCAACAGCAACGCCCGGCAACAGCCUGCCGGUCGAUCUAUCAGACGAAGACAUGCUCCGCCUUGGAGUCGUGCAGAGCCAGGACAAGCUGCCGAGUGGGAUUACGUUCGCCAGCGACAAGCUUUCAAAGCCACGCAUCGCCAAAUCGACAAUCCAAACGGAUAAGAUCGCCGCGAUCCUACAGCAUGCCGGAGUACCAGAUCUCAUCCCACUACCAACUCCCGCAGUGGUGGAGCAGUUUGAUGCCGUCAUGAGCAAGGUGCACGCAUUGCUAGACUUGCGCAAAGUGGGAGAAAGGGAAGCACAGGAGAUCAGAGUGCGUGAGGCUGAGGCACAGUCAUGA